Molecule: messenger RNA, 1059 nt
Organism: Diospyros lotus (date-plum)
Lineage: Eukaryota; Viridiplantae; Streptophyta; Magnoliopsida; Ericales; Ebenaceae
Product: calcium-binding allergen Ole e 8-like
Exons: 1
Coding region: 59-556 (165 amino acids)
Molecular function (GO): calcium ion binding
Source: RefSeq, a predicted model, not a curated record
UUUGGGUCCGUUGUUGACUCAUCCAAACAGAGUUGCCUCCGGCCUACUGCAGACAGACAUGGCGACGAACGCAGAUUCUAACCAUAACCCCAGCCCCAAGACGACGGUGCAUCUUCAAGACAAGGGAGAAAUGGAGACGGUCUUCCGCCGCUUCGACACCAACGGCGACGGCAAGAUCUCGGUGGUGGAGCUCGUCGCCGUCAUGAGGGCCGUCGGCUCCGACACCUCCGAGGACGAGGUGAAACGGAUGAUGGAGGCCAUCGACACGGACCUCGACGGCUUCAUCAGCCUCUCCGAGUUCCAGCAGUUCUUUGCCGGUGGCGAGGGAGACGACGGCGAUGCUCACAAUCAAGAGCUGAGGGAAGCGUUCGAGUUCUACGACCAGGACAAGAACGGCCUGAUCUCUUCCGCGGAGCUCCACCAGAUCCUGAACCGCCUCGGCGAGACGUGCUCGGCCGGCGAUUGCUCCAGGAUGAUCAAGUCCGUCGACACGGACGGCGACGGCUACGUGAACUUUGAGGAGUUCAAGAAAAUGAUGAGCAGCGGCACCCGUUGACGAUUGAUCCGAGGCCAGGUUCCACUGGCCUCUAUCCUCCUUAACUAAUUAGAGUUUAUCUUCAUUAGUUGUAAUGUAUUGAUUAUCUAAACGUAGACAAAAUAUUAGCAUCAACAUAAUAACACGAUCAACUGGUAUCGCUCUCGCUCAAACAGUGAAUUUCAUUUGUUCCGUCUGUUUGUGAGUGAUCUGCCUGAUGCUGAAGAUGAUAGGAAGUAAGCUUAGAGAGAUGGAAUUUGGACAUCAGUUUCAUAUUGAUAUCUGCCAUUAGAGCUCCAAUUUCGAACUGUCCGUAACAAACUCUAUCAAAAAUUAGUUGACGAUGUUCACGAGUCCUUGUCCAGGCCGAUGGGGCGAUGCUUUUCAGAUCAGUCGCCCACGCGGCGCAUGUGAGUGGGCGGCCCGCUUUCACUAUUUUGAUUUUCUUUUUUAAUUUUUGACAAACGUGUGGUCCCUUCCCUUUUAUUAUUUUCUGUUUUGAUGAUAAAUAUGGAAUCCUUUUA